Messenger RNA from Postia placenta MAD-698-R-SB12, 1107 nucleotides. RefSeq lists its product as hypothetical. Lineage: Eukaryota; Fungi; Basidiomycota; Agaricomycetes; Polyporales; Adustoporiaceae. Bases 1 to 1107 code for a protein of 368 amino acids. The record is from RefSeq and is a predicted model, not a curated record. The transcript has 4 exons.
AUGACCGGGCCAGAGUGCGACCGACGACCGACGGCCCUGAGACUGUCCUCUACCGUUGCGAGCAGCAGCCGUGCCCACAUCGGACACCCCGAUCGAUCAAGGAGGAUUACCCUCGGUAUAAGGCAAUCAGAUGGGCUCAACACCCCCUCGGUCCCUGCAGCACCCUUGCCUCUUGCUCUGCCUCGCGGCAUUCUCGCCCUGUCUCCCCCAGCUCCCGACUCCCUCAAACUGUCGUCGCCGAUCCAAAUCAAGCGUGAGGAGAUCUCCCUCCAGACCCUGCGCCAGAGCCUGAGCCUGAGGAGGGUGAGGAUGAAGAAGGAGUCUCGGAGUCCGAGUCCGCGGAUCCUGCUCGGCCCGCCUCGCCGACAGCGCUCACCCCCGCACGCCGUACCAAGUCGUGACAACGCCCGCACCUGGGCCACUCUCUACUUCGCCCAGCUCGUGUCGGUGCAGAUAGGAGUACAAGGGGCCACGACCCCAUUCAGGAACGAAGCGGCCUUUGCCACCGCCUUCAAGGCCCGCUUCGGAAAUCUCGACGAUGAGGCGACAGCACAAAUAGAGCUGGCGAAGCUCUGCGCGGACAAGUCGGUCUGUGAAAAACGCACCGCUGCGGAGUUCUCCGCGCUGUUCAAGGGUCCAGCGGACCGCUCUGGGUAUGGGGACCUGGAGCUACGCGACAAGUACCUGAGCGGCAUCCCCUCCCGCGUGUACCGAAAGAUCGAGCUCGAGACCUUCACCACGUGGCGAGCUGCUGACAAGCGAGCCACUGAGGUCGAGCAGAUCCUCGACAUCAGCCGGGCCCGUCGGCCCAAACUAAAUAACUUCUUCUCGGCCCGAGGUCGAGAAUGCGGCGGGGCACGUGGUGGUGCACCCCAGUCACACGCAGCUUCGGCCAGCAUCAAUGCGGCCAUCGGAAAAGGCAACUUCCCCGGCACAUGCUUCAGCUGUGGGAAGCAAGGUGCCCCCGUCACAACAACACCCUCGGCAAGUAUAAGUGCCGCUUCAGCAAAAUCCGAGCAAUUGGAGCUGGCGGACUUAAUGGCACAGGUGAAGUCGAUGCGCGAGGAGCUCGAGCACUAUCGGGCAAUGAAGGAGGAGGGUUUUUGA